This is a messenger RNA of Folsomia candida, 664 nucleotides long. RefSeq lists its product as uncharacterized. The transcript has 3 exons. The record is from RefSeq and is a predicted model, not a curated record. NCBI's taxonomy places the organism in Eukaryota, Metazoa, Arthropoda, Collembola, Entomobryomorpha, Isotomidae. Bases 1 to 642 code for a protein of 213 amino acids.
AUGCGCGGGAAUAACUCAUCGAAGCUCACCUUAAGCCUCGCUACGAGUGAUCCUAGCGGAAAAGCUUUAUCCAAUUUGGACCAACUUGGAUGCCCAGGAUUUCCUGUGAAUCAAUGUAAAAUCACGGAAGAGAAAAACCGGACUAAUCUGAGAUUAAAUAUAAAGCUCAAAAAAGUGUCGCUACGUGUCGUGGGCGAUGUUGAGCUACUAAUUUUAGACAAGUUUAAAGAAACAUUGGAGAUCGUGUGGCUCAUCGCGUACGGUCCAGAUUUUAAACUCCCACCACUUCCGAGACUGAAGAUGCUUUCGGUUCGAGACCAAGUGACAACCCAUGAAGAAAAGGAGUACCGUAGAAAGGAAUUUGAGCAUCUGGGAAAAUUUAAGAUAACAAUCAACUUAUUCGAAAUUGGAGACUUGUUUAAGGCACCCAAAAAUUUGCACGUCUACCUCCCUCAGCUUCGCCACUUCGAAUACAGCAUGUUCUCGAGGUUAUACGCAGAACCGUAUGAGAAUGCCUACGGCGUUGAAUUAUACAAUAUAAUAUUUCCGAAUUGUGACACGCCAAUUUCAAAAAUUGUCAAAUUGGAUAUUACCUAUCCAUCCAAUCCAAUUGACUAUCAAGUUAGCCAAACUUUUUCCUAACGUUCAUAAUCCUCACUUAAAU